Molecule: messenger RNA, 669 nt
Organism: Trypanosoma rangeli
Lineage: Eukaryota; Euglenozoa; Kinetoplastea; Trypanosomatida; Trypanosomatidae
Exons: 1
Coding region: 1-669 (222 amino acids)
Biological process (GO): retrograde protein transport, ER to cytosol; endoplasmic reticulum unfolded protein response
Cellular component (GO): endoplasmic reticulum lumen
Source: RefSeq, a predicted model, not a curated record
AUGCCGCUGGAAGGCUUUCUGCGCGUUGCAUUUGCUGCAUCUGUGCUCUUUGCUUGUGUGUCCGCCGAGGAGUGCGCAUUGGCGAGACAGUUGCGUGAGAGUGAGCUUAAGCUUUUUGUUGACCUCAGCUCCCCGGAGAGCACGAAACAAACCCCGUCAGAAUGCAUCCGGUGGCAUAUAGGCUACUGGAGAUACGAGUUGUGCCCGGGCCGGUGGGUGCGGCAGUACCGCGAGGUUAAAGAAGUGAUAAUAGAGGAGCACAUUCUUGGUGUGCAGCACCAGUGGCACCUCAAUGAUAAGGUGGGAUCGCGGAUUCUGCAGUACAUUGAUGGACCCCAAACCGUGCCCGGCCGACUACGGGAUGCUGGGUUGACCCUUAAUGCGGAAAAUUCGUUGUAUUCGUGCGCCAAGGAGCGUAAGGGUGGGCGUGAGAUACAAGUAGAUGUAUUGUAUCCUAACGGAUCUCCGUGUGAAACGGGUUCUCGGCGCACUUCCUUAUUACAUUUUGUGUGCAAUGAGAAUGCUCAUAAUCCUCUUGUAACACUGAAAGAACCAUCCAUAUGUGAAUAUGAUCUUACAGUUGCGGCUGCAACGAUUUGCAAGGUGAUAUAUGGAACCUCCAACAUAGCUUUUGAUCUGGAUGAUGCAGGCAUGAAAUUUGUCAUUUGA